Leptonychotes weddellii (Weddell seal) is the source of this 2805-nucleotide messenger RNA. The record is from RefSeq and is a predicted model, not a curated record. NCBI's taxonomy places the organism in Eukaryota, Metazoa, Chordata, Mammalia, Carnivora, Phocidae.
UCCUCCUCAGCACCAUGGUGGCUGCUCAAAUUACGGAGCUAAGGCUGAUGAAUGGGGGCCACCGCUGUGAGGGGAGAGUGGAAGUGAAAUACCAAGGAGAAUGGGGCACGGUGGAUGAUUACAAGUGGUAUAUGAAGGCUGCAGAUGUGGUGUGCAGACAGCUGGAAUGUGGACAUGCUGUUGAUGCUCCCAGAGGGGCUCAUUUUGGAUCAGGGCAUGGGCCUAUUUGGCUUGUUAAUACUGUUUGUGAAGGGACAGAAUUAACUCUCAAUGACUGUGAUCAUCCUCCUAUUCAAGACUACCGUGAGGAAUACUUUUCCCAUAAUUAUGAUGCUGGAGUAGUCUGCUCAGGAUUUGUGCGUCUAGCUGGAGGGGAUGGACCCUGCUUAGGGCAGGUAGAAGUGCAUUCUGGAAAAGACUGGGUUCCAUUGUCCGAUGGGAACUUUACAUUACUCACCGCCCAGGUCAUAUGUGCAGGGCUAGGGUGUGGCAAAGCUGUUUCUUUCCUGGGGGAUGUGUCCUUCAGAGAGUCAGAUAGAGUCUGGCCUAAAGAAUUCCAGUGUAAGGGACAUGAACCUGAGCUCUGGCUUUGCCACAGUGAGUCCUGUCCAGGAGGUGCUUGCCACCGUGGGGCUGUUCAAGUUUUCUGUUCAGUGUACACAGAAGUCCGGCUCAUGAAAAAUGGCAUCUCUCAGUGUGAGGGACAAGUGGAGAUGCAUAUUUCUGGACACUGGAAAAUGCUUUGCGCCUCACACUGGAAUAUGGCCAAUGCCAAUGUUGUUUGUCAACAGCUUGGCUGUGGAGUCGCUGUCUCUACUCCAGAAGGAGCAUACUCUGUGGAAGGAGGUGAUAAGAUUUGGGAAGCUCGGUUUCACUGCUCAGGGGCUGAGUCUUUUUUGUGGAAUUGCCCUGUGACUGCCCUGGGCAUUCCUGCUUGUACCCAUGGAAACACAGCCUCGGUGAUCUGUUCAGGAAACCAGACCCAAGUGCUGCCCCAGUGCAACGACUCUGUGUCUGAACCCGCAGGCUCUGCAGCCUCACGGGAGAGUGCUGCCACCUGCUCAGAUAGCAGACAGCUCCGCCUGGUGGAUGGCGGCGGUCCCUGCGCCGGCAGAGUGGAGAUCCUUCACCAGGGCUCCUGGGGCACCAUCUGUGGUGACAGCUGGGACCUGAGGGAUGCCCACGUGGUGUGCAGACAGCUGGGCUGCGGGGCAGCCCUCAAUGCCACGGUCUCUGCUCACUUCGGGGAGGGAUCAGACCCUAUCUGGCUGGACGACCUGAAGUGCACAGGAGAGGAGUCCCACAUUUGGAAGUGCCCUUCCCAGGGCUGGGGGCAGCACAACUGCAGACACAAGGAGGACGCAGGGGUCAUCUGCUCAGACUUCCUGAACCUCAGGCUGGUGAGCGAGGACCAGCAGUGUGCUGGGUGGCUGGAAGUUUUCUACAAUGGGACGUGGGGCAGUGUCUGCCACAGCCACAUGGCAGACAUCACCUUGUCCAUCAUCUGUAGACAGCUUGGCUGUGGAAACAGUGGGACCCUCAACUCUUCCAUAGUUCCCAGGGAAGGUUCUAGACAUCGGUGGGUGGAUCAAAUCCAGUGUCGGAAAACUGAUUCCUCUCUCUGGCAAUGUCCUUCUGACUCCUGGAGACAAAACUCAUGCUCUUCAAAAGAGGAAGCUUAUAUCUCGUGUGCAGGAGUGAGACCCAAGAGCUGUCCAACUGCUGCCCCCUGCACAGACAAAGAGAAGCUCCGACUGAGGGGAGGAGACACGGUGUGCUCAGGGCGAGUGGAGGUUUGGCACGAGGGCUCCUGGGGCACAGUGUGUGAUGACUCGUGGAGCCUGGCAGAGGCCGAGGUGGUGUGUCAACAGCUGGGCUGUGGCUCUGCCCUGGAGGCCCUGCAGAAUGCGGCAUUUGGGCCUGGAAAUGGGAGCAUCUGGCUGGAUGAGGUGCAGUGCAGGGGCAGGGAAUCCUCCCUGUGGGAUUGUGCUGCAGAUUCUUGGGGGCAGAACAACUGCAACCACAAGGAGGAUGCUGGAGUGCGGUGCUCUGGUGGAAGAACAGUAUUGCUGUCUACUACAGCAGGGAUCAGACCAGGCCCAAAUCUUGUCCGUGGCAUCUUCUCCCUGUCUGAGAUGCUCUGCCUCAUCCUGGGGGCCCUUUUCUUCCUGGUCCUCGUCAUCCUGGUGACUCAGAUGUACAGUUGGAGAGCAAAGCGCAGAGCCUUACCCAGUUUUGAAGAUGUUCUCAAUGAGGCUGUGUACGAGGAGAUUGAUUAUCUUGUGACAACGAAGAAAGAUCUGCUGGGCAGCAAUGGGGCCCUGUCAGAUGACUCCGUGACUAAACUGCCAUAUUACAUUGGGGAUGGUGAGGAGAAUAGUGACUUUCAAUCUGCUCCAGCUCAGAGGACUGAUGCCCCUAGUGAGGAUUAUGAUAAUGCUGAAGAGGUACUAGUGCCUGAGCCUCCUCCUGCCUCCUGGAUGAGUGAGGGGGAAGUGCCCCCAGAGGAAGAGAAUGGGAAGAGGGCCUUUCAGAGAGGCUCUUCUUUACAGUUCUCUAGAGGGGUGGCUGGUCCCGGGAAAGAAGAAUCUAAUCCCUGGCUGCUCCAGGGGGAAGAAGUGAACUCUGGGUAUGAUGACAUUGAACUAAAUGCCCUUGGAACAUCCACUAUGGUUUUCCCAUGAUGUUGCAUUAAAAAUGAGAUAAGGCCUCGGAUAUUCUAAUUGCCUGUAUUUCAAUAGAGUAGUGCUGACUUAUAAUUGUAUUAUAUGAAAUUACUUAGUCUACGGUCAUCCCACCCUGAGC